AUGGCUGUUCAGACUGCAAUCAUGAACCCUCAGUUCAUGAAUUUCUGCUUCCCUGGUUCUGUGAUGGAAUACAACGUGGAGAAAAAUCUGGAUGGGAGUCUCCUCGGCGAGGCAGAAAAUGAUGAGGACUACAAAGAGACCACUAGGGACUUACUGAGCUUCAUAGACUCAGCCUCCAGCAAUAUCAAGCUGGCUCUGGACAAGCCAGUGAAAUCCAAGAGGAAAGUCAACCACCGGAAGUAUCUACAGAAGCAGAUCAAAAGAUGCACUGGCAUUAUAACACCAGGAAAGGUAGCAGAUGCCCCAGUUAAAAGACAAGGCUCCCUAGCCCUUGCUCAGCCCAGCCCUUUGCAGAGCAAAACUCUGCCUAAGCGUGAUGGGGUCCAGGCCAACUUACAGAGCAAAAGCUUGGCAGCCCUCUUCAGCCCUGUGAAGGAUAUAAGGGGUGAAAAAGCCAAGAAACCACCCCUGAGGCAUCGCAAUCUGCCCCCCUCUUUCUUCACUGAGCCUGCCAACUGCUCCAAAGUUAGCUCCACAUCUGGGAUGACGCUGAAGGACUUGGAACGAGGCAAUCCUGAGGCUGCAGAGUUCUUCGAGCUCUUGGGGCCUGAUUACAGCAACAUGGUUAGUGACCAGGACCUUUAUCAAAGCAUGCCUCUCCGGGUGCAGCCAGAGAUGGGCCCGGAUCCUGCUUCCUACGAUGCUCACCAUUUAGUUGGUGGUCUUCUCUACUCUGAGCCCUGGACUAGCUGCCCAGGAGCCUCUAAGAAACCAGGGGGGAGCCUGCGUACAGGCCCAGCCCAGCCCCCUGUCUACUGUCCCUCUGAGGCUGCUGGACCCAUAGAAGAUCACGCACUGUGCACUUUGGCCUUCCCGAACUUCUUCACAGACUGCUCCAUACCUCAGGUCACUUAUGAUUUAAGUGGUGGUUAUAACAGAGCUAAUUAUUCAUCUCUAUGAGAAAUUGACAAUUCUGUUGUUAGAAGUGCUGGUUUAAAAAAUGCUGUGACAAGUUUAACACUAAUAUAAGAGUCUACGUUUCAUAUUGUCAUAUUUCUGUGUCUGUCGUGGAGGUAUUAUUGCAACUGGAUGUAAGCUUUUUGUAUCACCCCCUCUCAACAACCAUGCGUGUCACUUUCCCAGAGAGAAACAUGGAACUUAAAAUGUUUUCUGUCUAAAAAAAAGUCCAAAGCUUUCGAGUAGCUGGAUACCAUGCACUUUUCAACGACUCAGUUUCAUUUACUAAAUGUUUCAAGUUAAAUUGUUUCACAUGUGAAUAGGAUUUUCUUUAUCUCAGGCUAUUUCCAAUGACAUUCUGAAUCAAAAUGCAUCUGAUUCUGGGCAUGCUCCAGUUUUUUCACCACUGUGUGUGGGUCAGUUCAUUAGGAUGUAUCUUACUGAUUUGUGAAUUUGUUGAUGAAGACAUUUCAUUCCAUCGUUUUCAUAUUUUACAAAAAGAAAACACAAGUAAUAGAAAUGCUUGUUGGUUUAGUCCACUAAACAUCACUUAUUGCUAGAACAUUAUUUUGUAGAAUAGUUUGACAAAACAUGCUGCAACAAUCUCUCAGCGAGGCACUUUUUCGCUCCUAGUAACAGUUCUGCGUGGAGACUUUGAGGGGAAAACUCAUUUUGCUGAAACGAUUAUUACAACAAUGUGUGAUGCCAUGUUUGUUUUGCAACAUUUUAAAGCUCAGAAAUGAUUUUCACAUGCAUCCAUUUUGUUGGUAAAGCCUUAAAUGUGUCGAGCUAUUGUA
Messenger RNA from Chelmon rostratus (copperband butterflyfish), 1754 nucleotides. RefSeq names its product protein FAM181B. NCBI's taxonomy places the organism in Eukaryota, Metazoa, Chordata, Actinopteri, Chaetodontiformes, Chaetodontidae. The transcript has a single exon. The coding region runs from base 1 to 960 and encodes 319 amino acids. The record is from RefSeq and is a predicted model, not a curated record.